Gossypium arboreum is the source of this 1300-nucleotide messenger RNA. Its product is annotated as protein WVD2-like 1. Gene Ontology annotation, molecular function: microtubule binding. The transcript is spliced from 8 exons. Bases 71 to 1093 code for a protein of 340 amino acids. The record is from RefSeq and is a predicted model, not a curated record. Lineage: Eukaryota; Viridiplantae; Streptophyta; Magnoliopsida; Malvales; Malvaceae. Gene Ontology annotation, biological process: microtubule cytoskeleton organization.
UAGCCUGUUGCAUAUUAAUGUAAGCUAUUUUAAAGGUGUUUUUUUGGGAUUGUUUGUUUCAUGUGAAAGUAUGCUAAGAAAUGAAGAGUUUUGUGUGAUGGGGAGGGAACUGACAGAGGUGCACAUGGAUGUUAAGCCAAACGGUUUAGUGAAAUCGAUUGUUAAUCGUGUUAACUUGCAGGGCACCGAGCCAAAUAACUUAACUGUCAAAAAAGGAACAACCGAAAACUCGGUCAUUGAGGAUGGUCAGGAAAAGCAAGAUGUGCUAUGUGUUAAAAGCACAAAUUUUAGUACCGACAUCCCUGAAGAGAAAAAUGAAAAGGCUGAAGAUCAGAAGUCUGCUGACAAUAUGUUGAGCACUGCUGAAUCUACUAGAGUUGAAAAUACUCAUUCGAAUGACACUACUUCCGAAACUGGUGCAAAUGGCAUGGAAACUGUUAACUCUACACCUUCCCCUACUUCUGCAAAGGAUUCGGAGCCAAACCGUCCUAUGACUCCUUUGAUGUCAAAGAAGCCAUCACAACCUUAUGAGAGGAAGCCUGAUGAAGAUGAUACUUGGUCUGUCGCUUCCUCUGCUAUAUAUGCUCGACGUUCAAGAUUGAGGGUAACUGUUGGAUCUUCUCCAACUUUUAGAAGUGCUGAACGUGCUGAGAAGCGGAGGGAGUUUUACCAGAAGUUAGAGGAAAAACACCGAGCUUUGGAGGCUGAGAGAAGCCAGUGGGAGGCAAGGACCAAGGAAGAGCAAGCAGAAGCCCUCAAGGAGCUUAGAAAGAGCAUGGUUGUCAAAGCAAAUCCAGUACCUAGUUUCUACUACGAAGGACCUCCACCAAAGGUCGAACUCAAGAAGCUGCCACUGACUCGGCCAAAGUCACCAAAUCUUACCCGGAGAAUGAGCUGUGGUGACUUAGUCCCUGCCACUCAAGUUGGAAAGGCAAAAGCUUGCUCCCGAACUCACCGCCACAGCUUAGGUAACGGAGUGCAACGAUCCACUACUGCAAAUAUGGUCAAAAGCAAGAUCCAGGUCAGUGGACAGAACAGCAACAGCAAUGGGACUCACAAGGUGAAAGAUCAAGCAAAACAGGAUUUUAACUGACUCUCCAAGCAGGGAAAUGGUCUUGAAGUUUCAGUAGUGCCCAUAUGGAUGUCCUGAAAGAAAAGUAGCCCGAUUCAUUUUCUGCAGUGAUGAGUUGGUUUCUCUUAGUGGGUUUGGGUUGAUGUGAAAUGUAUAUGUUGUAUAAGUUAUAUUGUCACAAUUCUUGUCAUAUAUAUGAGAGAGGUAAUGACCCUAAUGUUAAUGAAA